Messenger RNA from Arabidopsis lyrata subsp. lyrata, 1795 nucleotides. RefSeq names its product signal recognition particle 54 kDa protein 3. Gene Ontology annotation, molecular function: endoplasmic reticulum signal sequence receptor activity; ATP hydrolysis activity; 7S RNA binding. Lineage: Eukaryota; Viridiplantae; Streptophyta; Magnoliopsida; Brassicales; Brassicaceae. The transcript has 9 exons. The record is from RefSeq and is a predicted model, not a curated record. The coding region runs from base 143 to 1633 and encodes 496 amino acids. Gene Ontology annotation, biological process: SRP-dependent cotranslational protein targeting to membrane, translocation; SRP-dependent cotranslational protein targeting to membrane. Gene Ontology annotation, cellular component: cytosol; signal recognition particle, endoplasmic reticulum targeting.
CUCGGAUCAAGUUUUCAACUUCUCUCCGUUGUCUCAAUCGCGACCAAAGAUAUCUCUUAGAUCAAAACCCUAGCUCUAAAUUCCCCCAAAUCUGAUUCUUCUCCUCCGAACAAGCUUUUGUUGAAUUCGCAAAGCAGCGAAAAUGGUGUUGGCGGAGCUAGGCGGGCGGAUUACCCGCGCGAUACAGCAGAUGAGCAAUGUGACAAUUAUCGAUGAGAAGGCUUUGAAUGAAUGUUUGAACGAGAUCACUCGUGCUCUGCUUCAAUCCGAUGUUUCGUUUCCUCUUGUGAAGGAGAUGCAGAGUAAUAUCAAGAAGAUCGUCAAUCUUGAAGAUCUAGCAGCUGGUCACAACAAACGCCGGAUCAUUGAACAGGCUAUCUUUAGUGAACUUUGUAAGAUGUUGGAUCCAGGAAAGCCUGCGUUUGCUCCUAAAAAGGCUAAAGCUAGUGUAGUUAUGUUUGUUGGAUUACAAGGUGCUGGAAAGACGACAACUUGUACUAAGUAUGCUUAUUAUCAUCAGAAGAAAGGAUACAAACCAGCCCUAGUUUGUGCGGAUACUUUCAGGGCCGGUGCUUUCGAUCAGCUGAAACAGAAUGCUACCAAGGCUAAGAUCCCCUUUUAUGGAAGCUACACGGAAUCCGAUCCUGUGAAAAUUGCUGUUGAGGGAGUUGAUACGUUUAAGAAAGAAAACUGUGAUCUCAUUAUUGUUGAUACUAGUGGUCGCCAUAAACAAGAAGCUACUCUCUUUGAAGAAAUGCGUCAAGUUGCUGAAGCAACGAAACCAGAUCUUGUUAUAUUUGUUAUGGAUAGCAGUAUUGGUCAAGCUGCAUUUGAUCAAGCUCAAGCCUUUAAGCAAAGUGUUGCUGUUGGAGCUGUAAUUAUUACUAAGAUGGACGGCCAUGCCAAGGGUGGUGGUGCUCUUAGCGCUGUUGCAGCUACGAAAAGUCCUGUGAUAUUUAUCGGAACAGGAGAGCAUAUGGAUGAGUUUGAAGUGUUUGACGUCAAACCAUUUGUUAGCCGUCUCUUAGGAAUGGGUGACUGGUCUGGAUUUGUUGAUAAGCUACAAGAGGUAGUACCUAAAGAUCAACAGCCUGAACUUCUGGAAAAGCUCUCUCAGGGUAACUUUACAUUGAGAAUUAUGUACGACCUGUUCCAGAAUAUACUGAACAUGGGUCCACUUAAGGAGGUUUUCUCGAUGCUGCCUGGAAUUAGUGCUGAAAUGAUGCCAAAAGGACAUGAGAAAGAAAGCCAGGCGAAGAUAAAGCGGUACAUGACAAUGAUGGAUUCUAUGACAAAUGAUGAACUGGACAGCUCAAACCCAAAGGUGUUUAACGAGUCACGGAUGAUGCGGAUAGCAAGAGGGUCAGGGAGGCAAGUAAGAGAAGUGAUGGAGAUGUUGGAAGAGUACAAGAGGCUGCUAGCAAAGAUAUGGAGCAAGAUGAAAGGGCUCAAGAUCCCAAAGAAUGGAGAUAUGAGUGCACUCUCGAGAAACAUGAACGCACAGCACAUGAGCAAGGUCCUACCGCCGCAGAUGCUCAAGCAGAUUGGUGGCAUGGGCGGUCUGCAGAGUCUCAUGAAGCAGAUGGGUUCCGGCAAGGACAUGAUGGGAAUGUUCGGUGGCGGAGACAAGUAGUUUCUUUCUUGCACACCCAAAAACUAGACCUUGUUACGUUGUCAUUAUUAGAGUGUUUCCCCUCCUGUAUUUGUAAAACAUUUGCAAUCUUUCUCCAAUUUUACAAAAAGAGAUUUGGGAACAAAAGAAUGAUUAGAUCGCCAAAAAAAUGUCUUGGGUCCA